Messenger RNA from Culex quinquefasciatus (southern house mosquito), 5189 nucleotides. Its product is annotated as gonadotropin-releasing hormone receptor. Bases 790 to 2460 code for a protein of 556 amino acids. The transcript has 6 exons. Gene Ontology annotation, biological process: neuropeptide signaling pathway. NCBI's taxonomy places the organism in Eukaryota, Metazoa, Arthropoda, Insecta, Diptera, Culicidae. Gene Ontology annotation, molecular function: corazonin receptor activity. Gene Ontology annotation, cellular component: membrane. The record is from RefSeq and is a predicted model, not a curated record.
UGCCGGCGCGAUAACACCGUUCUGGUGGCGGAAAAGUGAGCUUUGAUUGCGCGGGUGGAAAAUUGUGGGCCCGGAAGUGACAGCACUGGAGUGGGCCUGUGGAGACGCGCCAGACCUUAACGGAUACCUAAGGACGCACACCCCGCGCACCCCUUUUCAAUGUCGUGGGAAAAAACUUGGCCAAGGGCGUGGGAAAAUUUCUGCCGGCGGAUGUGGAAAAACUUGCUGGGGUGAUGAUUUGGAAAGAUAAGGAAAAAAAUCAGAGGAAAAAAAGUUUAAGCUGAUUUGUUGUGAGGAAAAAUAGUAAUGCAUAAAAGUGAAAUUUAUUUUUAAAAAGCCAGGUGUAUAAAAAAAUAUUAAACAACUAGUUUAAAAAUAAUAAAAAAAAUCUACAAAUAAUGUUUAAAAAAUUAGUGUAAAAAACCAAAAAAAAAGGAAAACCCAGCUCAUUCUAGUGCUUAACAGUGGUCAAUUAAAUGACAGUAGCGUUACCAGGGGAAAUAAUUGAAUGUAUAGUGCAGUGAUGAUGGAUAAAAGCAAAUAGUGAGAUUUAUUGUUGUAAAUUCUAUGGCAAAUCAUUGAGCCCUACAAAAAGUUAAUUGCGACACAUUCUAAAAGAUCAUAAUUGCUACUCUCACAACUGGAUAAAACUACGGUACCGUGAGGACGAGCAGCAUCUGAUUGGAUUUCGAAUUUAUUGGUCCAACAAAGACGGCAGAUCCGUAGAGUAAUCUCCCUCUCCCCCUCGUGGGAAACCCCGUGUGCGGUGGGGAGCGGGAGGACCCGUCGAUGAUGGCGGCUAAUCUGUCAUCGUUCCUAUACGAAUCGUUCUACGGUGGAAAUGCCACGGUGCUGGACAACUACACCAGCUCAACUCCCUACGACACAUUCCAGCUGGAUAGCGGCUGGCCACUCACAACGCCUACCGUUUCGUCCACGUUCUUCCCGUCGGCAGAGGAGGACAAUGGAACCGGGCUGCAUCAACUGUCCACGUACCUGUCGGCCAACCUCACCAAGAUCGUGGCGGUGUACUCACAAGAGGUUUGCCAACUCCAGAACAUAACCUUCACCCCCGAUGGCGCCAGCAGCAGCCAUCCGGGGGUAUUCUGCCUGCCACACGCCCCCAAACUGUCCCGCUCCGGUGUGAUCCGGGUGCUGGUGUUGGCCGCGAUGGCAAUCGUAUCGCUGCUCGGGAACAUCGCCACCAUGUGGAGUAUCCAGCGGAACCGCAAGUCCCGGCGGUUAGCGCGACACAACUGGAGUGCCAUCUACUCGUUGAUCUUUCAUCUGUCGAUCGCGGACCUGCUGGUGACCGUGUUCUGCAUCAUCGGCGAAGCGACCUGGUCGUACACCGUGGCCUGGCUGGCCGGAACGGUGGCCUGCAAGCUGGUCAAGCUGCUGCAGAUGUUCAGCCUGUACCUGUCGACGUACGUGCUGGUGCUGAUCGGAGUCGACCGGUGGGUCGCGGUCAAGUACCCGAUGAAGUCCCUCAACACGGCCCGGCGGUGCCACCGGUUUCUCCUCUGUGCCUACUCACUGUCGUUCCUGCUCAGCAUUCCACAGUGGAUGAUUUUUCGGGUGGCAAAAGGGCCCUUCCUGGAAGACUUUUACCAGUGCGUCACCCACGGCUUCUACUCCGAGCGGUGGCAGGAGCAGCUCUACACCACCUUCACCCUAGUAUUUAUGUUCAUCAUUCCAUUGCUGAUAUUGAUUGGCACUUAUUUAUCAACGUUUAGAACGAUAUCGAGUAGCGAGAAGAUCUUCCGGAUAGAGACGUCCGCGGUGGACCGGUCCUACUACCGCCGUUCCGACACGAACCGUCAACGGCUGAUCCACAAAGCCAAAAUGAAGUCUCUUCGGAUAUCGGUCGUGAUCGUGGUCGUGUUCAUCGUCUGUUGGACGCCGUACUACAUCAUGAUGCUGAUAUUUAUGUUCCUCGAUCCGACCGACGGGCUCGUCGAGGACCUCCAAACGGGCAUCUUCUUCUUCGGGAUGUCCAACAGCCUAAUUAACCCGCUGAUAUAUGGCGCCUUCCAUCUGAUCCCGAUCCGGAGGCGGCACAAUCAGUACAAGCAACAUGUAAGGGAGGGUUCGGUCUAUUUUCAACGUUCGUCUACCUGCAACAACCAGCAACCGAAUGGCACAAGCCCCCACCAGUUGCAGCCCUCGCCAACGCCGGUACCACCGCUCCGAAGUCCCGGAAGUGUCCCGCUGGGCCCGCUGGUGGGGACGCCACCCAUCGGCAUCACUAGCAAGCAGCUGGCGGUCGCCCGCUCCAACUCCAACCUCGCCGAGGAAAUCUCGCUGAUGUCGCUGGAGAAGGACCUCAAGAGUUUGGACGAAAACGUGAACCAGAUUCACCAGAAGAACAGCGCCGCGGCCUCUAGCCGGCGCAGCCUGGCCCGGAAGUUCUUCACGCUGACGCAGCUGCUGAGCCGGACGAAGCCCACCAAGCUGUAAGGGACUUGAACUCAGAGUGUGUGAUUGUGAGUGUUGUUGAGAGGUUAGGUUUAGGCAACCCCAGAAAGACAGAGCUUUAGCGACUUAGUAAGGUUGGGUGAAUUCAGUUAGUCGAACCGCUUUUCGAAUACUGUGAAACUUUGUUCAAUUGGGCUUUAGUUGGUUUCUGGUAGGGGGCAUCACAUGUAGUGCCAAGUCUCCUUUUCCGAAUGUAAGACAUCGUAAACCACACAUGAGUGGGAUCAAAAAUUGAUCGCGGUGAACACUUCCCUAAAGGCGGUAUUAGACUACAUUCCAGACUCGAUUAUCUGAAAACUCAAAUUAUUCACUCUACAGCAUUGCCUUGGCGAUCUCGAUUGAGAUAUUCCUACUCGAAACUUGUUGUCCGUAGACUUGAUUGUUGAGGCAAUUGCAAACUUCUUUUAACGCCUAAGCUUUGAUCCACCCCGGGAUUCAAACUGACGACCUUUGAAUUGUGAGUCCAACCGUCUACCAACGACUCCACCGAGACAGCACUCAGGCAGUCUACUCUUACACCUGGACUGAUCUAACGACCUAACCUCUAAGUUAGACCGGGGCCAACAUUUACUUCCCCGUCCGAUGGAAGGCGUGAUCAGGAAAAUCUUGUCUCGAAUAAUGCCACCGGGACCUUCUGGGAUCGAACCCAAGCCGAAUGGGUGAGAGGCAACCACGCUUACCCCUACACCACGGUUCCGGGUCGAAGCCUCGAUUAUCCGAAGCCUCAAUUGGGUCCGAGGGGCGCGACAUUGGCCUUAAUGUAUUAAUUUUAGCCGUUAAUAUAUUAAGGAAUUAAAUACCUCACGUCAUUUGACAUCUGACAGCGCCACACCUGCAUUCUAAACAUUGGUUUGGUAUGUUUCUCUUUCACGCGCUUAACUGUCAAGUUUUUUUGGAUUCCGUGAAGCGUUGGAAAAAAAGUGGUGAUGGAUAAAGUGUUAUUUACGGAGAAUGCAUAAAAGAUGUGAUCCGCUGGUAGAGUAGAUGCUGCCGGCGGAAGAGAUUAUUUUGCAUCCAUCAUUUGCAUCAUUAUUUUGCAUCCAAAACGAUGGCUUUGCUGAGGGGAACGGAGAAUUAUUCUUUAAGCAUGAACCCAACCUGUCCCGCGUCCGGAUCGCACACAAUCUACGCCAAAAUCCCGCCCUACCUGCAUGAACACCCCCGCUAGUGUCCCCGCUGGACGAUGCCCAUCAGCCGGCUGCUGACAGAGGUGACCGGCCUAGAUUCGAGCGAGGCGAACGGCCUGCCGCAGAAGAUUUGUGUCGUGACUCGUGUGCAUUUCCUACCUCAAGCACGUGUACACGUUCCGGCGGCAGGCCAUCGACAAUGUGGCCGCAAUGCUGGCCGCCCGGUAUCUGGUCACACGGCAAACGAAUAACGGUUCCGCUAGAAAGGACCUGGACGAUCUCAUUGAAUCGGUUGUGAUAAAGCCGGCGGUGAUACGACCGGAAAUGAAUGACGUUUGCCGCGGAUGAUGACGGCGGGGCCGGAUGGGCGGGCGGUGCCCUUUCAGAAGAACCUGGACAAGCAGCAGCUAAUGCAGGCGCUGUUGCUUAAUGGGAAUGGGCGGACGCAGCAGCAGCGGAGCAAGCGGCAGAACAAUUUGGACGAGGUGCAAUUACGUUGCGUGGUGAAAAUGCACUUUUAUUAUCACAAAUAAAAAUAAGAUUUGGUUGUUGUUUUUUUUUGUAUUCGCUUUUUAUUACCCAAAUAAUGUUACCGAAAACUCUGCUCUCGCAGGCAUCUUCCGUCCUAACCACUUCUCUGGAACACGUAGGUAAAUUUACAUCGUUACAUGAUUCGCCCCAAUAUGCUCUUGGUCCUGGGCCAUCCUCAUAUUCCGGAUCUUCUGGUCACGAAACGUACUUCCGCUGGAUCGUCUUCGAUGGCUUCUUCGUUGAUGUUCAGGUGCAGGCGCACUUCCAAGACGAAAUCCAUGAAAUCGGUGCUGUAAAUGUUGGGAAGGCAGGGUUGGAGGCCAGUUUGCACUCGAAAACAGACACGGCGAUUUGUCGAAGCCCCGUGAAUUCAUAUGCGAUCAUCCAAUGAGGACGAGUCAGCUAAUUUUCCAGGGUUAAUCAUGUCGAUGGAAAUGAUGUAGGACGUUGUCUGCCUGGAUCCGGUUGACCACGUUCAGGAGGCAGGUUGGGAUCUGGAACGCCACAGUUCCAAGUGAACUGGCAUUAUUGUACUUUCCGCGAUGAUGCAUCUGGCAGGAGUUCAACCUGUUGGCUUGUUGGAGCAGAUUCCUGGCGAACAAUGCCCUUUGGUUUGGUUAACGCAAAUACACAUUCGCAAUCAACACAAAACAAAAUUUGACCAAACACAACAACAAAUAUCCCGCGCAAUGUCAAGCUGCCAAACCAAUGUGUUGUAAUAAGAGGUGGCGUUGUUUUGAUCGUAAACAAAAGUUAAUUUUGCCUUAAUUUGUUUAUUUUGACCGUUAAUUAAUUAAAUUAUUUAAUUUCUUACUAUUGUCCCGCCCCUCGAUUGGGUCCUAAAAUUAAGCUUAAAUAUUAUUCUUGUUCAUAACGAUAAUGAUUUUUUUUUUCUGACCAAAAUGACCCUUUGUUCGACCACAAAGGGUUUACAUUUUAUGUUUUUGCAUAAAAAUGAAAAAAAAUGGUCAGAAAUGUCAGAGUCUGGACUGUAUGGCAAACAAACAAAAAAACUCGCAUUUUUUGUCAAACUUUCACAGCUUCACGCAGAAA